ACAUGAAAGUGACAGCAGCAGCAGCUGUGCAAUCAUCCAUUCGUCAUGUUUGUUUACCAAUUGUGUAGCUUUUGCAAAUAACUCCUUUUCUAUGCUUCGGCUGCAUGUGGACGUGUCUUAUAAUAAUUUUCUGUUCGUAUGUUCGAAAAAGUGACUUGAUUUCAUAGUUUUUGUACUUAAAUCACCUCCAAAAUGGGUUUGCCAUUUAGACAACUUCGUAAAUUAUGGCUUUUGUAUUUAUUUCUUUUAUUUUUCGCCUUCUUUAUGUUCGCGCUGAGCAUAAAUGUUUAUGUUCAAAGCUUACAAGAAUCGGAACUUCGAAGAAACAAAGGUGAACCAGGUGCUCUGAAGCGAGGCAGAACCACGGCGACGGUAGUGGGUCACUUUGUUGGAUUCGGAACGAUUCAUGAUAAUAUGACCAAAGAGGAACUCGAUGAGAAUGCUUUCGACCCAGUUGAAACCGAAGGUGCUAUGGGUGCUCCAGUGAUCAUUCCAGCCAAAUACUCCAUCAAAAUGCAAAGAGCCUUUAAAAUACACAGCUAUAAUCUCAUGGCAAGCGAUAGAAUACCUCUCAAUCGAACCCUAAAAGACUACAGAAUCGAUAGUUGCAAAGCGGUGGAGUAUAAUCCAAAAGAACUGCCAGAUACCUCGGUGGUAAUUGUCUUUCACAACGAAGCUUGGUCAGUGCUGCUCCGCACCAUCUGGAGCGUCAUCAAUCGAUCUCCUCCCGAACUACUAAAAGAAAUAAUUCUCGUCGACGAUGCUAGUGAUAGAGCAUUCCUCGGGAAACCCCUGGAAGACUACAUUGCCAAACUUCCAGUACGGACGAAAGUUUUUCGUCUCAGCGCUCGCCAAGGUAUUGUCCCGGCGAGACUUCUUGGAGCAGCAAAUGCCAAAGGACAAGUUCUUACAUUUUUAGAUGCCCAUUGCGAAUGUUCACCAGGAUGGCUUGAGCCACUUUUAGCUCGAAUCAAGGAAAACCGACAAAGUGUAGUUUGCCCAGUCAUCGAUAUUAUCUCCGAAGAUAAUUUCUCCUACACCAAGAGCAUGGAAAACAAUUAUGGAACAUUCAAUUGGAUUCUUAGUUUUAAGUGGUAUGCAACUCCUCCACCGAGUGAGGGAGUAAAUUUGGCAGCUCCCAUGACCACUCCUGCCAUGGCUGGUGGGUUAUUUUCCAUAGACCGAGAGUACUUUUACCAUGUGGGAGCAUAUGAUGAAGAAAUGAAGAUUUGGGGAGGUGAAAAUAUGGAAAUGUCCUUCCGCAUCUGGCAGUGUGGCGGCUCUGUGGAAAUCAGUCGAUGCUCCCAUGUUGGCCAUGUCUUCCGCAAGACUACACCGUACACAUUUCCUGGGGGAGUCACUGAAACACUGUCUAACAAUUUGGCUCGGGCUGCUAUGGUUUGGAUGGAUGAAUGGCAAAACUUCUUCCUGAGGUACGGAAAUCUCAAGAAGGAUUUCGUGAAGUCUUUGGAUAUAUCAGAUCGUGUGGCCCUACGGAAGAAGCUCAAUUGCAAACCAUUUAAGUGGUAUCUGGAGAACAUCUGGCCUGACCAUUUCUUCCCGGCCGAGGAUAGAUUCUUUGGUAAAAUAUUAUGGUUGACCAAUGCCACAACCCUAAACGUUCCUUAUGAGAAAAAAUUAAACAAAAUUUACGCUGCUUCAACACCACAAGAACUGAGACACAUUUUUGACGAACUUGACAUUGAAAAGCACCCAGAUAUGGCCCAGCUCUACAAACCCGCUGAAGAAGGUUGUUUGCGAAUUAGCAAGGAGGAGAAGGGUGGAAUGAUUUUAGCUGUUGCCAAUUGCCUUCAAGACACCAACCUAAACGAUUUGUUUGUGAUGACGACGAAAGGACAAAUCAUGUCCAAUGACAAUUUGUGUCUGGACUAUUUUGAGCACAACAGCACCAGAGUUCCCCAGAGGUCGAAUGUUCGAGUCCAAACGUGCAUAGAUCAUCCUCGACAGCAUUGGGAUUAUCGUUUAGAUUCUCAUAAAAUAAUUCAUCAAGAAUCGCAACUGUGCCUCGCUGUGAAGAAUCCCAGUGUGAGCUUAAGGCUAAUUGUGGCCGAAGAGUGCAUUCCCAAUGAUUUAAGACAAAAAUGGGGACUUUUCUCACUGCCUUGGAAGACUUUUUAGUCAGAGUGAUAGACGAUGUUAGUUUAACUUAAAAUUCAACGACUGAAUAUAGUGUUUUUUUAUUUUUGUACAAAUAACUGUAAUGCAAGUUUUGUUUUUAUAUAACUGAUUGUUUAAAUAUAAAAUUUUAACGACACUCUCGAAAAA
Messenger RNA from Eupeodes corollae, 2286 nucleotides. It is a transcript of the gene Pgant3, whose product is annotated as polypeptide N-acetylgalactosaminyltransferase 3. The transcript is spliced from 8 exons. Lineage: Eukaryota; Metazoa; Arthropoda; Insecta; Diptera; Syrphidae. Gene Ontology annotation, cellular component: Golgi apparatus. The record is from RefSeq and is a predicted model, not a curated record. Bases 193 to 2139 code for a protein of 648 amino acids.